AUGAGAACAUAUAAAAUAACAAGCUUGAAGAAAAUACUAUCACCACCACCACCAUUGCCUCGUUCUGUUAUUUUUCUUUUUUAUAUUGCCUUGUUGUUCCAUGUAAAUAAUGGCCAAGAUGCUGGUUCAGAUGAUUACGGUGAUUCACCGCCUGCUCCGGCUCCACCACCAGGUCAAGAAGAAUGUAAUGGGAUCUUCUUGACCUACAGUUUUACUGGACGAGAAAAGGAAUUGCCCUACCUCAAAAAUGCAAGCGCACAAGCUUGGGCGUUUAAGGCCAUGGCGACUAUUGUGAAUGCUGGUACUGAGGAGCUUAAAGCGUGGAAAAUGUACGUGGGGUUUCAUAGAAAAGAGGUUUUGGUGUCGGCUUCCGGAGCCACCAUUAUCGACGGAGCUGAUUUUCCUGCGCCUGUUGGGAAUGGAACCACCUUUGUGGGGAACCCACUGGCGGAUUUGAAAACGUCCGUCGAUACCGCCGGUGAUUAUACUCAGAUUUCGGUUCAGAUUGAAAUCACAGGCACGCAGUUCGGAGUUAAGCCACCAGGUGUCCCAAUGCCAAAGACCCUCAAGCUCAUGAAUGAUGGAUAUGUUUGUCCUGGUCCGACUAAAGAAGGGAGCUAUAUGCAUGUAUGCUGUAAAAGGAAUCCAAAAUACAAAGCGCCACCAGCCAAAUCCACCAAAUUUGCACCACGCCAGAACGGAGAUCUCUCCAUGAUAUAUGAUGUAAUUCAGGCCUAUUCCAACAAUUAUCUUGCUCAAGUUACGAUCGACAACAUGAACCCUUUGGGCCGUCUUGAUCAUUGGAACUUGACCUGGGAAUGGCAAAAUGGUGAGUUCAUUUCAACCAUGAGGGGAGCUUAUACUCACAAAAAGGGCGCUGCUGACUGCCUUUAUGGCCCUGCUGGAAAAUUUUAUAAAGACUUUGAUUUCUCAAAUGUCCAGAAUUGUGAGAAGAAACCUAUUAUUUCUGAUUUGCCCGCUGAUCGAAAAGAUGAUGAGAAAAUUGGCAAGUUACCAUAUUGUUGUAGAAAUGGUAGUAUUUUGCCAAAAACGAUGAAUGAGAGCAAGUCAAGAUCGAUUUUUCAGUUGCAAGUUUAUAAGUUGCCUCCUAAUGAUAACAGAACUGCUUUAGUUCCACCAAUGAAAUGGGCAAUCAAUGGUCUUGUGAAUCCAAACUACAAGUGUGGCCCUCCAAUAAGAGUUGAGCCAACUGAAUUUCCUGACCCCAGUGGACUUCAAUCUACUACUACUGCAGUGGCAAGUUAUCAAGUCAUUUGCAACAUAACAAAGCCUGAGAAAGAAAAAGCUCGGUGCUGUGUUUCAUUCUCCGCCUAUUACAAUGAAUCUAUCAUUCCUUGCCCAACUUGUGCUUGCGGUUGUCCAGAUACUGAUAAAUGCAACCCCAAGGCUAAAGCUAUGCUCCUUCCUUCAGAGGCUCAACUUGUGCCUUUUGAAAAUAGGACUGCCAAAGCUGUUGCUUGGGCUAGUCUCAAACAUAAGCGUGUUCCUAAGCCAAUGCCAUGUCCUGAUAACUGUGGAGUGAGUCUUAAUUGGCACAUCAAUUCUGAUUAUAAAGAUGGAUGGUCAGCUCGACUUACACUCUUCAAUUGGGGUGAUGUCUCAUUUGAGGAUUGGUUCACAGCAGUGAAAAUGGACAAGGUUUAUGCAGGUUAUGAAAAUGUGUAUUCAUUUAAUGGGACAAGGUUGCCACAAGUAAACAAAACACUAUUCUUCCAGGGGUUAGAAGGUCUAAAUUACUUGAUGGCAGAGACAAAUGGUACUAAACCAGGUGAACCAAGAGUGCCAGGAAAACAGCAGUCUGUGAUUUCAUUCACCAAGAAACAUUUACCAAAUAUAAAUAUUCAGAGGGGUGAUGGAUUUCCUACAAAGGUGUUCUUCAAUGGAGAAGAAUGUACUCUUCCAACAGAAUUUCCUAUAAGAGAUUCAGGGCAUAGAUCUCCAGUGAAUUUCGUGCUUGUUAUGUUGAUUGGGGUCCUGACUUUCAUGUUGAUGCAGGAUCAAUUCCAUUAAAACUAGCAUCCAUUUGGGGUUAUUUUGUCUUCCUUUUAAGUCUGUUCUUGUAGGAAAUU
Messenger RNA from Pistacia vera, 2090 nucleotides. Its product is annotated as COBRA-like protein 10. The coding region runs from base 1 to 2031 and encodes 676 amino acids. Gene Ontology annotation, biological process: cellulose microfibril organization. NCBI's taxonomy places the organism in Eukaryota, Viridiplantae, Streptophyta, Magnoliopsida, Sapindales, Anacardiaceae. The transcript has 2 exons. Gene Ontology annotation, cellular component: membrane. The record is from RefSeq and is a predicted model, not a curated record.